Messenger RNA from Seminavis robusta, 1941 nucleotides. The record is from the annotation of a GenBank genome assembly. Lineage: Eukaryota; Bacillariophyta; Bacillariophyceae; Naviculales; Naviculaceae.
AUGAUUCGACGAGCCAAUAUCAAGCCACACCAUUCCCCUGCUGGUGGUCGCAGCGGCAGACAAAAGGCAUUUGGAGUGGAUUCCUCUUCUGGUCUGGCGAAGUUUCAGAAAAGGAUCAGUGCUUCUAUGAUUCAGAGGAUCCUUAUCUGUCUCUCUGUUGCCAUACUUGCCAUAUUGGGAAUUCGACGUUUGACCAAAGUCCCUGUCCCGACUACUAGAUACCCCUACCAACCGGCACUUCGAAACCAAAAACAAUCAAACAAGGAUGUGGAUGUUCCAGAACUUAAAUACAUCAUUCCACAAGAGUUGGUACGAAAGGGACAGAUACCCCUUAGUACACGAGAUUACAGUAACGAACUCAUUUCAAUCACUGACAAGAAUGGAAUACAGCAAGAGAGUUACAUCAGUCUGGAAGCCUUUCGAGAAUAUGGAGAUGAAAUACGGCUACUGAUGCAAAUGGGAGGAGAGGUGCUGUCCCUCAAUAAUAUGAAUGAGGACAACAAGAGCCAACUGGCGUUUCGAAAACGAUUCCAUGCCAGAGCUCCUUGGUUGAAAGGGAAUCCACUCAUAGAUCCUGACUGGCCAAUGUCUACACUUCCAAAGCCAAUACCCAACUCCAAAGCAAUUAUGAUUUGUGCUGGUAAUCCGCAACUGGCAUAUCUCAAGACUCUGGUACACUCCAUAAGAGUGAUUCACAAUUCACAGAUUCCAAUCCGAAUUGUCUUUCGGGAUGAAAAGGAUUUGACACCCAAGUCUAGGCAGGUAAUAUUGGACUCAUUGCCUGAGCAACAACAGAGUGCCCACAACAUACAAUUUGUGGACCUGAGUCAAUGGUUCAAUUUGGAUGCCGCCCAGUUAAAAGCUGGAUGGAACCUGAAACCCUUUGGGCUGCUGGCUGUGGCAGAAACACAAGUUGUUUCCCUCGAUGUUGAUGUUCUUCUUUUACAACCACCUGAGGCAUUGUUUUUAUUGCAAGGGUAUCAACAAACAGGAGCAUUGUUUUUCCAUGAUCGCCUGUAUCUGAACUACAAAGGCUUCUAUGAUCCAGGGGUGCUGGCCGCAGCAUUGCAACCCAACCUUUCCAAAACAGCACAAGACAUCAUUCAUUAUGGCAAGACAGAUUAUAUUGCAGAACAUGUCAUGGAGGCUGGCUUGACAAUGCUGGAUAAGAGUCGGCGAAUGCUGGGAGUUUGGGCCAUUUGUCUGCUCAUGGGACGCACCGAUUUUCGACGAUACACACAAGCAUUCUACAUUUAUGGGGACAAGGAGUUGUACUGGAUUGGAUUGGAGAUUGUUUCGGAACCAUACGCAUUGGCUAAGUACUUUCCAGGGGCAUAUGGGAGCCUUCUAACCAAAUUUGAUCUUGGUCUUUCCGAUGUUUUCGUUUAUCCCGAAGACGAUGAGACCAAAAUUGCCAAGGAGCUGGAACGAGCGCAAAAAGACGACCGUUUUGCUCUUUGCGGAAGAAUGGUUCAUUUUGAUGACACAGGAAGACCAUUGUGGUCGAAUGGAGGAUAUUUUACCGAAGAAGAUGAGGAUUGGGCCAGUCCCAGCAAGUGGAUCGAACAGCCCUUGAAUCCAAUCUGGUACGUUGAUGGUGGUCUCUGGACUGAGGAAGAAUUUCUCCCCAGUGUACCUGAACCUCCUGCACAGCCAAACUGGUUACAAUCAUGGUACACCUUGCCACACAAUCCUGAUGCCUUUGAUACGCUGCAGCAUGCUCAUAACGACUGGGAUGAAGCGUUGAAGAAGAAAACUCGUCUCAAUCAGCAUUGGAUAUCUCAUGGAAGGAGGCGCGUCAUGUGCUUGUUGCCGAAUGCUAGAGGGAUUCGUUCAGUUCCCAAAGACGUAUCCAUGUGGGGAUUGAAGGCUGUUCAAAGAUUCUUCUUGGUGGAUGUGCAAAAGAAAGAGUAUGAAAAAUUUGCAUCUCUCUGGAACUGA